UGGAUUGAGUUCUUCAGCAUGCGCACAGGUCCCGCACUUUCUAACGUCUUGAGCCAUUCUUUCUGGUCCUUUUCGCUGCCUCAGUUGAGCUUGUCAGAGCCAGCCAUCCGACAUGCUUUGGUAGCAUUGGGUUCUGCCCAUGCACGUUUCGAAGCCGAAGCUACCAAUAAUCAAGCAGUACAAGAUGCGAUACAACCCGAUUUUACCCUGCGCCAUUACAAUGAGUCUAUCAAACAACUGAAGUUGUAUCUCAGCAGGGAAUCCCAAUCACUUGACAUCGCUUUGUUAUGUUGUCUCAUGUUCAUCUCACUGGAAUGUAUCUACGGAAAUCGUCUGCUGGUCAUCGAUCACCUCCAGAAAGGACUGAAUAUGCUCAAAUCGUCGCUAGUACAGGAUGAGGAGAACGAAGCUUCCUCGAAUGCCAUUGCCAAAUCCAUCAAGCAGGAGGUUCGUCCACUGUUCCAUCGAUUGGACUCUCAAACCACCUUAAUGGGCUUUUCAGGAUCUAACAUGUUUAAUCACAUGGAUAAGUUGUUGGCUUUAUCUAUACCAAGGUCUUUUGACGGUUUUGAGCAAGCCAAAACUUCUCUCGAUCUGCUUAUUGCUUCGAGUCUCAGUUUUAUUCGCUCGGUCCACGACGGAAAGCAUGCCGAAGACGGUUCUAUCUCCCUUUCGGGACGGACGCUGCAGAUUCAUCUGUUAAGCGAAUUCUCCAUCUGGAAGAACAGCAUGGCGAACUACGUGAAGUCGUGUAACACAUUCACAGACAAUGACAGCCGGAUAGAGAAAUCGCUUCGAACACAGCAUACAGCCACCUUCGUAUGGCUGGCACGAUGCACCGAGCUAGACGAAUCUGGCUUUGAUGCUUAUCUUCCUGAGUUUACGGCCAUUGUCAGAUGGUCACGAACUCUGCUUACACCGAUCUCGGAGUCGAAAGAGUGGUGCUUGCACUCAAGACUGGCUUCACUCUCAGUGUCCAACGUGCCGAGAUUUUCGCUCAACAUGUCCUCGAUCCCGCCGCUUUAUCUUGUCGCCAUAAAGUGUCGCGAUCCAGUCAUAAGACGCGAAGCCAUAUCUAUGCUCGAAGAAAUGAAUGGCCGCGAAGGCCUCUGGGAUGCUCGCUUGCAUGCGAAGGCUGCCAGGAGAUGGGUAGAAGUGGAAGAA
Messenger RNA from Aureobasidium melanogenum CBS 110374, 1164 nucleotides. RefSeq lists its product as uncharacterized. NCBI's taxonomy places the organism in Eukaryota, Fungi, Ascomycota, Dothideomycetes, Dothideales, Saccotheciaceae. The record is from RefSeq and is a predicted model, not a curated record. The transcript has a single exon. The annotation marks the transcript as partial.